Messenger RNA from Purpureocillium lilacinum, 2262 nucleotides. RefSeq lists its product as uncharacterized. The record is from RefSeq and is a predicted model, not a curated record. Gene Ontology annotation, biological process: fungal-type cell wall biogenesis; transmembrane transport. NCBI's taxonomy places the organism in Eukaryota, Fungi, Ascomycota, Sordariomycetes, Hypocreales, Ophiocordycipitaceae. Gene Ontology annotation, cellular component: membrane.
AUGCGGUCCUUCUUCAAAGCACCGCUGGUGCUGCUCUCGUCUAUGGCGGCGCUCCUGGCGCCUGCCUCGGCGGAAAGGCUGCUGCUGUCCAAUUCCCUCAACACCUGCCAGCAGGACUCCAGUUUCUCGGCUUCGCUCUUCAACGUCGUCUAUACGCCUUCCAACAACUCGGCCAGCGUGCAGAUGGUGGUCACUUCCUCCAUCCAGGGCAAGGUCAUGUUCGACCUGGCCAUCUCGGCCUACGGUUACCAGUUCCUCCGGAGGACCCUCAACCCCUGCGACAUGGACCUUGCUGGUCUCUGCCCCAUGGUUGCUGGCAAGAACUCGUUCGGCUUCAACCUUGCCGUUGGUGAGGAUGCUGCUAAGCAGAUCCCGGGCAUCGCCUACAACAUCCCGGAUCUCGACGCCAAGGUCAAGGUCUAUGUCAACCUCACCUCGACCGGUGAGAGUGUCGCCUGUGUCGAGGCCGACAUCUCCAACGGAAAGACAGUCAACUUGGUUGGCGUAAAGUGGGCCACGGCUAUUAUUGCCGGCUUGGCUCUCCUGUCUUCCGCUGUGGUGAACGGUCUCGGUCAUUCCAACGCUGCCGCCCACGUCGCUGCCAACUCGCUGGCCCUGUUCGGCUACUUCCAGGCUCAGGCGAUUGUCGGCCUUACCGGCGUUCCGCUGCCCCCUAUCGUGCAGGCCUGGACCAUGGACUUCCAGUGGUCAAUGGGUAUUAUUCGUGUCGGCUUCAUGCAGGACAUUUUUACCUGGUACCAGCGAGCCACGGGCGGCACUCCGUCGACCAUUUUCGAUUCUCUCACCACCGUGUCUGUCCAGGUCGCGAAGCGUUCCCUGAAGCGAUCCGCCGAGUAUGCUCAGCCAGCCAUGAGCCUGUUCAACCGGGGUCUCGCCAUGAUGCCCAAGACGGCAGUUCAGACGGCCGGCAAGUUGAUGAAGCGUGCCAACCUGACUACCGGCUCGGGCUCGUAUAUCGUCUACGGAAUCCAGCGUGUGGCGUUCAAGUCUAGGAUCGAGACGACCAACCUCUUCAUGACGGGCCUGACCUUCUUCUGCAUCUUCGUCGUCCUCACCGUCCUCGCAGUGGCCGCGUUCAAGGGCAUCUGCGAGCUAUGCGUGAAGCAGAAGUGGAUGGACAAGGACAAGUUCAUCGAGUUCCGCAACGGCUGGCUCACCGUCCUCAAGGGCAUCCUCUUCCGUGUCGCCCUCAUUGGCUUCCCUCAGAUGGCUAUCCUCUGUCUCUGGGAGUUCACUCAGGUCGACUCUCCCGCCGAAGUGGUCCUUGCCGUCUUCUUCUUCUUCGGCAUGGCCAUCACGCUCGCCUGGGGCGCCAGCAAGGUCAUCCGCAUCGCUCGUCGCUCCGUCGCGAUGCACAGGAACCCGGCCUACAUUCUCUUCUCGGACCCCCAGGCGCUCAACAAGUGGGGUUUCCUCUACAUCCAGUUCCGCGCUUCGGCCUACUACUUCAUUGCUCCGGUCCUUGGAUACACCCUGAUCAAGGCCAUGUUUGUCGCCUUUGCGCAGAAGAGCGCCGUUGCGCAGGCCGUGGGCUUCGUCAUCGUCGAGGCCGGCGCCCUGAUCGCCGCGUCGGUCCUGCGACCCUGGAUGGACAAGAGCACCAACUCGUUCAACAUUGCCAUUUGCGUCGUCAACUUCCUCAACGGCAUCUUCCUUCUGAUCUUCUCCAACGUCUUUGGCGCCCCGACCAUUGUUGUCGGCGUCGUCGGCGUCGUGCUCUUCGUCCUUAACGCCGCCUUCUCCUUGAUCCUGCUCAUCAUGGUCAUCGUCUCGACGACUGUCACGUUCUUCCGGAAGAACCCGGAUGCCCGCUACCAGUUCAUGGCCGACGACCGCGCCUCGUUCAUGAAGUCGCAGACGCAGCUCAACACGACGACGGAGCUCGACGCUCUUGCCGCCACGGCUCGCGGCGACAAGGCCGGAUACAAGUCGCACCUCGAUCUCGACGACGACAACGAGUCGCUCACCUCGGACGACAUGCGCCGCCGAACGGACCCUGCUGCCGCGUCGCAGCACUCGUUCCACCAGGGCGGGCCUCGAUCCCCCGUGAACCCGUCCAUGCCGCUAUUCCCGGCAGGACAGCGACCGGAGAGCCCGUUCCGCUCGGCUUCCCCGAGUCCCUAUCAGCGAUCGGGAUCCUCGCUCGGCCAGCAACGGUCACACCAAAACGCGAGCCCCGCAGGAUAUCGCUCACAAAACAAUGCCAGCCCCUGGCAGCGUGGAGCCGGCUAUGAGCACUAG